AUAUUUGGGUCAAUAUAAAAUAAGACCUAGUGUUUACUUUUAAUGUGUGCCAGGCAUCCUUCUAAGUGUUCCCAUGUGUGUAUUAGUGCUCCUCAGCAAACUGUGAGGUAAGUAUUAAUAACCUCCUCUUCCAGAUGAGGCAUAGAGGUAACACAAUGUCUUAUAUUAAAAUUAGGACCAGCCAAGACCAAAACACAAAACAGUUUGAACCCAGAGCUAGUGGUCCUUAACGCUGCCUUGUGCAGUGUGAACCAUGCAGUCUCGGCGAGGUUUCUCUGUUUACAGCGUACCUUCAGGGUCUUGUGAUUACAUACCACUUCAACAUGUUUUCCAAGGUCAAAAAUACUCACUAAAAGCAUCUAAAACAUGACGUUUUCUCACUUGAUAUUGACAAUCUAAUGCAUUCUGGUCUUGGUCUCAUACGACUUCCCUGUGCAGCAGAAAUAACCCUUUUCUGGGUUAUCCAAAUCUCCUUUGCUUCUGCCAGGUGCUCCAAUUACAGAGUUUCUGGCCCUGGUAUCAGUUUAGCAUAUAUAGUGGGGUUUGGGCGUGGCACACAACACAAUAGGUCCCCGGUUGAGGUGAAGGCCGGCAGGUUAUUGAUGUCCCAAAUUUGCUGUUCUGUGGGUUUAGGAAUGAGUUAAUUUUGUCGAAUUGCACAAAGCAAGGAACAUAACGUCAUUCAAGAAAUAUGCCUUGAGCAUUCCUCCAUGUUUACAAUAAAAAGGUCAGCACAUCAAUAGGGGAUCAGGUUGGUUAGAGGGUGGCAGGGUAUUCAGGGAAUGAAAAAGCUUAAAGGACUAGUCUAAAAGCUCCAUGUCCACAAACCAAAGCGGUUCCUUUAAGAGGGGUGGAGCUGCCGCUUCCGGGAGCAGAAAGAGUGGCCAGCCUCUAGCCUCUGAAGUGUACACCACUCAGGGACGCUAAAGCCUGGAUGUUUUCUGGGUUGGGCUACGCAUGCGCUGCGAGUGAGCAUCCCAGAGUGCUGCGCGUGCGUACUACCGGCCCCGCCUUCAGGAGUAAGACAUGGUGUUGUCGGAGCUAGCAGCCCGCCUCAACUGCGCGGAAUACAAAAACUGGGUGAAAGCAGGACACUGCUUGCUGCUGCUACGCACCUCCCUACAGGGGUUCGUAAAUCGUGAAGUGCUCUCCUUCCAUCGUGAACUGCUGGCUGCAGUCCCUGGCCUUGGUCCCCUCGCCACCUGCCGCGGCGGUUCCCGGUGCAGCCCGCGCGCUCGCCAGUUUCAGCCUCAGUGUCAGGUAUGCACAGCAUGGAAACGCGAGAUCUUGAGGCAUCACCUCAACAGAAAUGGAGACGUGCACUGGGGAAAUUGCAGGCCUGGCCUCUGGCCCGUGGACCCUUGGGAGGUAGCCAAGGCCUUCAUGCCCCGAGGACUGUCAGACAAACGAGGACCUGAGGAAUGUGAUGCCGUUGCUCUUUUAAGUCUCCUUAACUCCUGUGAUCACUUUAUGGUUGACCGGAAGAAGGUCACAGAGGUGAUUAAGUGUCGAAAUGAGAUAAUGCACUCUUCAGAAAUGAAAGUUUCAUCUACUUGGCUUCGAGAUUUUCAGAUAAAGAUUCAAAACUUUCUGAACGAAUUCAAGAAUAUCCCAGAGAUUGUAGCAGUAUAUUCCAGAAUAGAACAGCUGUUGACAUCUGACUGGGCUGUUCACAUCCCUGAGGAAGAUGAACGGGAUGGGUGUGAAUUGGAAACAGGAAGUUACUUGAGUGCAAGUCAAAUCCAUGAAAUCGAAAUCGAAUUGCUGAAGGAAAAACUGCAAGAGAUGUAUCUUCUAGCAGCAGAAGAAAAGAUGUUGCCGGAAGAGAUCUCAAAUCAACUGGAUGUGGUGAAAGGGUUUUUGAGAAGCAACACAGAUCUUAGAAGUGGCCUUACCGAAGACUUGCAGAAGCUUGACAGCCUCCAUCUACAGCAUCAAAAACAAACUUCAAAGGAUGCGGGGAGACAGACACCUGAAAGGAAGGCUUGAGGUCUCUGGCAUUAGACUGCUUCAUUUCACCUCUGGACAUCUGCUGUGUUCCCCGAACUACCUAGAAGAAAUGCUCCAUGCCAAGGCUCAGCAAAGAUGGAUUUGCUCCGUCACCUGGCCAGCUGCCUGCCCAACAGGGACCCUGCAGUGAGAGGGUAGCAAGAGAGACUGGAUUUGGCAUGUAUUUUGACUUUAUAACCCAAAUCAGUGCAAAUGUGCUUGCAGCUUGCUUAUUUAAUCUUCCAGGUUGCUGCUUAGUUUUCAGCCUUAUGAUUUCUUUCUCCCUUCAUUUGUGUCUCAAGUUCCUUGAGAAGACUUGAAGUGUAAAGCAAGAUUUUGCAUUUAUUUUGCAACUUUGUCAAAGGAAAAAUCAGUUCCCUUCUAGAUCUGAAGUACAAAACAGAGAAUCUUGAUGCACUAACCCACAAAGACCUGGUUUCUAACUGUAGGAAGUUUGAGAUCCAAACCUUUCAUUUUACUUCUGUCUAAUUAAGUUUGUCCUGAUCAAUUCAGCACACACCAAGUGUCAACCCUGUGCUAGACACUGAAGUAGAUAGAAACAAGUGGUGAAUUCGAGUCUUAUACCACCUUUGUCUGCCACUCUGACCGUUCAAAGUUAUUGUUCAGAGAACUAUACUAAUAACAUUUCAUUGAAUUGAAACAGAAAAAGGAAGACCCUUGUUUAAAGGGCUCUAAAGCAGAUGUGCUGAAUACAGAGGUAUCAGCUUGUUAGCAUCUCUUCCCUGUGCAUCUGGGCACAGGGUGCGUCAGAAUGGAUGUUCCCAAGUAGAGGACCUCCUAAAUAAGGUGUAGAACAUCUGUGCUAUGCCACAUAACUGUUGUAAAGAGUGAUCCCCUACUGUAGUGCAGUAAUGUCAGUUACCUGAAAGGCAUCGAAAGGAAAGGUUUGAGAGGGUGGAGUGGUACUCAGUGGGGGGCACUUGCUUAGCAUGUGCAGUGCCUUGAGUAGAUCGCUGUUCCUCUGCCACAAGCAAAGUGUUUUAAUAAUGCCUAGCACGCUGCAGUGCUGUUGGUGUUCUGUAAUAACUGAGGUCUGGAAAGGUAGUGUUUGCUUUCCAAGUCUUCCUUCUAUAUUAUGUCUCCAAGAGGAAUUGGGGCUGUGGGGAGUAGUCGGGAAUUUAGCUUUUCUGUUUUGGGUGUUCUUUUUUAUGAUGAACAUGCAUCCAUGUAUUUUGGAAAUUACAGUUUUUAAUUUCAAAACAGGACACAUGAGUAAUAUAUAUCAAAUAGUAAGCUGUCCGUGUUAGAUUACAUGGAUUUUGCUGUGGCCUUCAUUUUGUAGCUCCACCCCCAGGGCCACUUUUGAAUCCUAGCACCAAGGGAGGAAAGCCAGGAAGGGCAUGCCCUGGCUGUCGUCAUCUCCCUGGGGAGUGCCUGGUCUCCAUCCAGAAGAUGGAGAUGGAGAUGGAGAUGGCUUUACAUACAGCCCCUUCCCUGGAACACUGGUGCUUGAUAGUUUAAAAGAAUUUGUGGAGAAAAAUGGCUAAAUCUUAGUUGCAAAGAUAAGGAAAUUAUCAGAGAUUGCCUCCUUUCCCUUUGCUAGGUUAAUUAGAAACUUACCUACUCUGAAAAGCAUUCACUCAACAGUGGCCUUUAUUAAAAUAUAUUCAAAUUAUAAAAUACACUUUGUGAGGCCUAAAUAUUAAUUUCAACUCAUGUGAUACUCAGGGGAGUGAAAACCUUUGAUGUUUUAAUAAAAAUCUUCUGAUAGUUCACUUGGUGACUUUAA
Messenger RNA from Apodemus sylvaticus (European woodmouse), 3739 nucleotides. It is a transcript of the gene CXHXorf38, whose product is annotated as chromosome X CXorf38 homolog. The coding region runs from base 1027 to 1989 and encodes 320 amino acids. The record is from RefSeq and is a predicted model, not a curated record. NCBI's taxonomy places the organism in Eukaryota, Metazoa, Chordata, Mammalia, Rodentia, Muridae. The transcript is spliced from 7 exons.